AUGAACCCCAAUGUCACCUACGCCAGUCGCAAGCGGCGGAAACCUGUGCAGAAAAUAGUAAAGCCAUCUCCAGCUGAAGGAGUCAAAUCCAAUCCAUCCAAGAGGCACAGGGACCGUUUGAAUGCGGAAUUGGAUCGCUUGGCAAGCCUUCUGCCUUUCCCUCAAGAUGUUAUCGCCAAAUUGGAUAAGUUGUCUGUGCUUAGGCUCAGCGUCAGUUACUUGCGAGCCAAGAGUUUUUUUGAUGUUGCAUUAAAAUCUUCAAACUCUACAAGGCUAGAAAGAAAUGGCAUUCAGGAAAACAGAACAGCAAAACUUGGAGAGGGGAUGCAGAUCCUGGAAGGAGAGCUCUUAUUGCAGGCAUUAAAUGGCUUUGUAUUAGUUGUGACAGCAGAUGCUUUGGUUUUCUACGUCUCAUCUACCAUCCAAGACUACCUGGGUUUCCAACAAUCUGAUAUUAUACACCAGAGUGUAUUUGAAUUGAUUCACACUGAAGACAGACCUGAAUUUCAGCGUCAGCUACACUGGGCAUUAAAUCCUGCCCAGUCUGCAUAUUCUGGACCAAGUGUGCAAGGAGAUAAUGGCUUUUCACAGCCAGCAAACUAUUAUAACCCAGACCAACUUCCUCCAGAGAAUUCUUCCUUUAUGGAAAGGAAUUUCAUCUGCAGAUUACGAUGUCUCCUGGAUAACUCAUCUGGGUUUCUGGCUAUGAAUUUUCAAGGACGAUUAAAGUUUCUCCAUGGUCAAAACAAGAAAGGGAAGGAUGGUGCUGCAUUGUCCCCUCAGCUGGCAUUGUUUGCAGUAGCUACUCCUCUACAACCACCUUCCAUCCUUGAGAUACGGACUAAGAACUUCAUCUUCAGAACAAAACACAAACUGGAUUUCACACCUACUGGCUGUGAUGCAAAAGGAAAGAUUGUCUUGGGAUACACUGAAGCAGAGCUGUGUAUGAGAGGAACAGGAUACCAGUUCGUUCAUGCAGCUGAUAUGCUUUAUUGUGCUGAAAAUCAUGUCCGAAUGAUGAAGACAGGUGAGAGUGGAAUGACUGUCUUCAGGCUUCUAACCAAAGAAAAUCGGUGGGCCUGGGUACAGGCAAAUGCACGUCUUGUCUAUAAAAAUGGAAGACCGGAUUACAUCAUUGCCACGCAAAGACCUCUUACAGAUGAAGAAGGAGCAGAACAUCUGCGGAAGCGUAACAUGAAGUUGCCCUUCAUGUUUGCUACUGGUGAGGCUGUGUUAUAUGAGGUAACCUUCCCCAUGUCCAGCUUAUCAGAUGCCUCUCAGCCAAGGAGUAAAACCACCACAGGAAAAGGAGGCAAAACUACGUUACACGGGGAUUCUGUGGAUCCAAACUCCCUUCUAGGUGCCAUGUUAAGGCAAGAUGAGUCUGUGUAUCUCUGUCCUCCAGCAUCACACAAACUUUCCUUUGAGCGGAACUUCUUUACAGACAACAGGGGUGAACUGGGCGGUGUUGUUAGCAGUGACUGGACAGAUAGUCUCCUGCCUACUGGAAGUCACAGUAUUCUCAAGCAGGAACUAAUGGAGUGUUCUCAGGACAGUAGUGUGCCACUUCCUGAAGACAGUGCCGCGCUCUUUCAAGAUAACAAAACAAAUGAUUUGUACAGCAUCAUGAAAAGUCUGGGUAUUGACUUUGAAGAUCUGAAGUGUAUUCAGCAGGAUGAGGAGUUUUUUAAAACUGAAUUAUCUGGUAUGGAUGAUAUUGGGGACAUCGACAUAACUGAUGAAAUCCUGACUUAUGUGCAGGAUUCUUUAAAUAAGUCAGACUUCUUAUAUUCGGGCUCUAACCAGCAGCAGCCCCUGGUCCAGAAUGCCGGUUGCUUGGUACAGCAAGAAUUAGAUCAGCAUCAAAUUCAUCAGCAACAGAAACAGCUCAUGGAGCAGCAGCAACAACAGCAACAGCAACAGCUCUGUCAGAAAAUGAAACAUAUGCAAGUCAAUGGGAUGUUCACAAAUUGGAGCUCUGGCACCAGCAUGCCUCUUUGCUCACAGCAGCAGCCCCAGCAAUACACGUUCCCUGGCAUGCAAUCUGCUGCUGCUGAGUUUCCUUACAAAUCAGAAGUAAACACUUCACCUUAUGCAUGUAGGCAAGAAUUUGUUCCUUACAAGCAACCCACAACAAUGAUGCCACAGCUUUCUAACUUUUCCCAAAUGGAUUUCCCUGUAGCAGGUCUUGACAGAUCAGCCUAUUCUGCUUCUUCCAACUUGGAGGAUUUCCUCAGUUGUUUGCAGCAGGUCCCUGACAAUCUCGACUGUGGGAUAAACUCGGAGUCGGUUAUGCUGACCCCCCAAACAUGUUAUGCAGGUGCCGUUUCUAUGUACCAGUGCACACAAGAAGCACAGCCAAACUGCAUGGAUCAAAUGCAAUAUGAUCCCAUGAUGGCAAAUCAGCAAACAUUGCUAAACAAGUUCCAAAAUGGUUUCAAUGGAGGAAAUGUAAAUGAAGCAUAUCCAUCUCAGUUAGAUGUGAUAAGUAAUUCACAGACUGCCACACAUCUUCAACCUGUUCAUCAUCAAACGGAGCCCAGAUCCUUCCCAGAUUUGGCAUCUAGUGGAUUUAUGUAAUUCAGAUCUAGAGCUCCAUCUGUGAUUUUGUCUGGUUAUCAGGCUGCUCUGAGGAAAAGCUUGAUAAGUCUGUCUUUCAGCAUCGGACUUCAACAGCUAAAUUAGAUUUUGAAAAACUGAGGUUGAUUGCACUAUGUAUUGGUGGAUAUGUAAUCCAAGACCCUAUCUUUUUAGGAUGGCAGGUGGAAUUAAAACUCUUGACUUAAAAGUAUGCACGUGCUGUUUUCCAUCAGACUGACUAUGUCAUUGUGGUAUGGAUUACAUAUGUACUAAAGAUUAUGUCAUGCUAUACAACAUAAGGCAAAUGGUUUUGUUAUUUAGAAAAAUAAUUGGGCACUUUACAAAUAGCAUCAUUGGCACAAGGAAGAUAAUAUCACACUUAGAUUAUUUCCAGACUUCAUGUAAAA
Messenger RNA from Coturnix japonica (Japanese quail), 2987 nucleotides. RefSeq names its product aryl hydrocarbon receptor (gene AHR). Gene Ontology annotation, biological process: regulation of transcription by RNA polymerase II; response to xenobiotic stimulus; xenobiotic metabolic process. Gene Ontology annotation, cellular component: aryl hydrocarbon receptor complex; nucleus. The record is from RefSeq and is marked provisional. NCBI's taxonomy places the organism in Eukaryota, Metazoa, Chordata, Aves, Galliformes, Phasianidae. Gene Ontology annotation, molecular function: nuclear receptor activity; transcription cis-regulatory region binding; protein dimerization activity.